Molecule: messenger RNA, 1080 nt
Organism: Haemonchus placei
Lineage: Eukaryota; Metazoa; Nematoda; Chromadorea; Rhabditida; Trichostrongylidae
Source: the annotation of a GenBank genome assembly
AUGAAGGCAUUAAUUCUUGUGGGUGGGUAUGGGACUCGACUACGGCCGUUAACCUUGACGCAACCUAAGCCGUUGGUUGAAUUCGCAAACAAACCAAUGAUGUUGCAUCAAAUCGAAGCCCUCGCAACUGUUGGAGUCACCACUGUUGUGUUAGCUGUCAGCUAUCGCGCUGAACAACUAGAACAGGAAAUGAAGGUGCAUGCGGAAAGGCUAGGGAUCCAGGUGCAUUUUUCACUCGAAGAAGAACCUCUGGGAACUGCAGGACCACUUGCUCUUGCUAGACGGUACCUGGAUGGAGAGGAACCCUUCUUCGUACUAAACUCGGACGUCAUCUGUGAAUUCCCUUUUCAAGAAAUGAUAGACUUUCAUCUAUCACACGGUUGUGAGGGCACCAUAGCUGUUACACAAGUCGAGGAGCCUUCGAAAUAUGGAGUUGUGGUUUUUGAUGAACACAAUGGAAUGAUAGCUGAGUUUGUGGAGAAGCCCCAAGAGUACGUAGGCAACAAGAUCAACGCCGGUCUCUAUAUAUUUAGCCCUUCAAUACUUGACCGAAUUUCUCUUCGUCCAACUAGUAUUGAAAAGGAGAUAUUCCCGAAAAUGGCUGAAGCUCGCACUCUCUUCGCUUUUGUUCUUUCCGGUUUCUGGAUGGAUGUUGGACAACCGAAAGAUUUUCUGAAGGGGAUGUCGUUGUUUUUGGAACAUAAACGUCGAACGGAACCUUCAGUUUUAGCCAAAGGUGAAUCCAUACAAGGAAAUGUCUUGAUAGAUUCAUCGGCUAAGAUCGGAAACAACUGCAUCAUUGGUCCCAAUGUGGUAAUUGGACCGAGAGUGCGGGUGGAAGAUGGUGCUUGUUUACGCCAUAGUACGGUGUUGUCCGAUUCCAUCGUUCGAACACAUUCCUGGAUAAAUCAAAGCAUCGUCGGGCGGAAAUGCUCUAUAGGGAGAUGGGUACGCAUUGAAAACAACAGUGUGAUUGGAGAUGAUGUCGUUGUGAACGACGAACUCUAUCUCAACGGAGCCCAAGUGUUGCCACACAAAUGUAUUGCCAGCAAUGUACCGGAGCCUCAUAUCAUUAUGUGA